This is a messenger RNA of Penicillium egyptiacum, 2226 nucleotides long. The record is from the annotation of a GenBank genome assembly. NCBI's taxonomy places the organism in Eukaryota, Fungi, Ascomycota, Eurotiomycetes, Eurotiales, Aspergillaceae.
AUGUUCAAUAGGGGCUCACUCGACCGCGACACGGAAUUAAUACCGAUUCCCUACCACCAAAGUGCAGAUCUGCUGAUCCAAAGUACAUCAGAGCGCGAGUCUGAAAGAUACUCAGAGAGAGACACAGAAAGACUCUCCGCAUACAAUGAGGAGACCAAGCCCAAACAUGGUUGGCUCUUUCAAGGCGGAGACCGGUUCCAAGGCUGGAGGUUCACUAUCUGUCUAGCUUUUAUCGCCAGUCUGAUCGUCUUCCUUUUCAACCUCGGUUUUAUGCUCUAUACUAUCUCUCAUCAUCGACAGGAUGAUACGAAGGGGAUCUUGUACCAGGGUGAUUGCGAUAAAGUGCAGCAUUUGGACAUUGGCUUCCAUUUGCUGAUCAACAUCUUGAGCACGACUCUGUUGUCUGCUAGCAAUUUUGGGAUGCAAUGCCUCGCUGCACCGACAAGACGAAACAUCGACCGAGCUCACCAAAAAGGGAAAUGGCUCGACAUUGGAGUGCCCAGUAUCCGCAACCUUUUCCGCGUAUCUAAAGGACGAUCGCUCUUAUGGAUAUGCCUAGCAUCCUCCUCUCUCCCUUUCCAUCUCAUGUACAAUUCAACAAUCUUCUCGACAACCUCCGUCACAGCCUACAAUAUCUUCCUAGGACAUGGAGAUCUAGGCAAAAUACCUUCGCCAGACCUUGAAGUACCACUCCAAGAUACGGACAAAUGGUCCUCCUUCAACGGACUCUUUUCAUCCGCCAAAAACGGAUCUCUACAGCAUCUCGACCCAAAGGAAUGCGUGGACAAUUACGCCCAAACCUUCCAGACAACCUAUGGCGAUCUCCUUCUUGUCACCGAGCAAGUGUCAACAAACACUUCAUAUGUUUACCUUACAAUGCAGGGUGUAUUAAAUCCUCGGCUAUACCUAGAUCUCACGCCCCCGCAGGCAGACCCGUAUAAGUGGCUUUGCCCAAAUGAUUGGAGCGAUGACUGCGAAGCGUAUUUGCCGACUAUUCAGUCCCAAAUCAAGAAGGAUAACUGGACCGUGGCAAGUACUAGUUCGUCGGGUGAUAGGUGGAAGGUUAAUUACUGUCUCGCUAAAAAGGCGAGACAGUUUUGCAAAUUGCAGUACUCUUUCCCAUUGACCAUAGUCGUUAUUACAUUCAAUCUGGUCAAGUCCGCCAUAUUGUGUUAUAUGUGGUUUGGUAUAAAAGAAGCCCCCAUCCUAACCAUCGGUGAUGCCAUUACCUCCUUCCUACGUCGCCCCGAUCCAUAUACGAAGGGUGGAUGUCUCCUUCUCAACCGAGAAGUGGAAUCUAUGUUUCGGUCUUCAUCAGCAUCAAUCAAAAAGUAUCCACUGCAUGAACCGAGAAAGUAUGUUAGGAAACGAAGACGUUGGGGUAGUGCCGUUUCCACCAGACGAUGGGUAUUCAGUAUAUCCUUCGGGCUUAUAGCUAUCCUUGCCUGUAUCAUCCUUCUCGUAUACGGCAUCUCCCAAAUAAAAUCCGGGUCAACCGUCUGGCGAGCAAGCCUAGGCGAAGUAAACCCAAGCACCCUCAUAAUUGGCGACCACUGGCCCGGCACUCUAAUACCAAUCGUGAUAAUUGCUAACAUGCCCCAACUCAUCUUCUCCUUCCUCUACUUCGCCUUCAACAGUCUCCUAACCGCAAUGAAUAUCGCCGCAGAAUGGAGCGGUUACGCCGUCAACCGAAAAGGACUCCGAGUCUCAGGUAGUCCAUCCCUCUCGCAACGCAGUAACUAUUUCCUCUCAUUGCCAUAUCGCUACGCAAUCCCACUCAUAGUCGUCUCUGCUCUUUUGCACUGGCUUAUCUCACGGAGUCUAUUUAUUGUGGGAAUUGAAGCAUACAGUCCAAAUAUGGAGAGACAGCAGGAUAAUGACAUCCUCACAUGUGGAUACUCGCCUGUUGCGAUUGUCAGCUCCAUUGCGGUUGGGAGCUUGAUGUUUUUCUGUGUCGUUGGACUAAGUUUCAGGCUGUUUGAGUCGGGCAUGCCCGUUGUGGGAAGUUGCAGUUUUACCAUUGCCGCGGCGUGUCAUCCUGCUUUUGAUCCAAAUCGUGAAGGCAAUGGGGAGGUCGACGAAGGGAUGGAAUGGGAAAAUGAAGACGAGGAUAUGGCUCUAUUACCCGUUCAAUGGGGUUCAGUUCCGUUCGUGGGAUCGGUGGGACAUUGCAGCUUCACGUCCGGGGAUGUGGAAGAGCCCCACGGGGAGCAGAAAUAUCUGUAG